Molecule: messenger RNA, 1323 nt
Organism: Ostreococcus tauri
Lineage: Eukaryota; Viridiplantae; Chlorophyta; Mamiellophyceae; Mamiellales; Bathycoccaceae
Product: unnamed product
Exons: 1
Coding region: 1-1323 (440 amino acids)
Cellular component (GO): membrane
Molecular function (GO): palmitoyl-(protein) hydrolase activity
Source: RefSeq, a predicted model, not a curated record
AUGGCGACGACGCGAGGGAUUCUCGUCACCGAGGGCGCGCGCGGGCGAGCGAACGGGACGACGGCGUCGGCGUCGGCGUCGGCGUCGGCGUCGGUGUCGGCGGCGGAUGAGGAUGGGAUCAAAAAGAUUGGUGACGACGCGAGUCGGUGUUACGCCACGAUCGCGACGUCGACGUCGUCCUCGCUGCGUUGGUUCAGAGCGCGAACCGAUCUCGCGCGGUUCGCGAUGUUCCCGGGAAGACCGCGCGAUGUGAUCGGAAAUCGCACGUCGUCGUACGAUUGGAUGGGCGGCGGCUUGGGGGAGGACGCGCGCGAUCCCGUGGACGCGUCGGUUGUGUACAGGAAGACGCUGGUCGGGUUAGAGGUGUGCGAUCGUCGAACGCACGUGUCGUGCGGGAUGCCUUACGCGAUCGGGGACGGGCAAACGAGUUCGGGUUUGCGGACGUGCGCGAUGCGAAUCAUGCGGUCGCGCGAGACGAAGAGCGGCGACGAGCAGUGCGCGGCUGAUUUCUUCGUAAUUUACCUGCACGGGAACGCGUGCGACGUUGGGGACUGCGCGGAGGAGGCCAUGAAACUCGCGAUCGGGUUGAGCUCGCACGUGAUCGUGCCGGAGUAUCCCGGCUACGGCGUCGCGGACGGGAUUUCGCACGAGGAGAGCGUGAACACCAUCGUUAAGGCGACAGUCAAGUAUUGCGUCAAGUAUCUCCUCGCUCCGCAAAGUCGGAUGAUCAUCUUCGGUAGAUCGAUCGGAACUGGUCCUGCGACGUGGCUGGCACGUUUGAUGUGCGUGCAGAACGGCGCUCCCGCCGGUCUCGUGCUUCAGAGUCCGUUCACGUCGAUUCGGGACUUGGCGGCGAGGUACAUUGGAGUCGGGCGCUACGCCAUCGGCGAUGGCUGGAACAUUAUGGAGAAUCUCGCCGAGGUGGAGUGCCCCGUGCUGCUAUUACACGGCGAUCAGGACGAGAUCAUUCCGUACGAGCACUCGAACAAGCUUGUUGACACCAUGCACGUCGUAAACGCCGAUCGGGUGCCGUGCAAGCCGCCAUCGAUAAGUAUGUUCACGCAACAGGGCGCGGAUCACAACAACUACGAAGUCAAGGCGCACAUAGUGAUGCCAUGCAUGAAAUGGAUACGAACGAAGGUGAUACCACACGCGCUGGAAAAUUUGAGGAAAAACAAAACAGCGAUCAACAAAGAAGAGGGAGAGCAGAAAUGGCUGAACCCGAUGCACUGUCGACUCGUUGCCAAGCCACACAUGCUGGUACACGAGCGACCGCCAUCGCCACCGUUAUCAGCGAAGGGAUCCGCAUCCGCCGGUGUGUAA